This is a messenger RNA of Epithele typhae, 1119 nucleotides long. RefSeq lists its product as uncharacterized. NCBI's taxonomy places the organism in Eukaryota, Fungi, Basidiomycota, Agaricomycetes, Polyporales, Epitheliaceae. The record is from RefSeq and is a predicted model, not a curated record. Bases 1 to 1119 code for a protein of 372 amino acids. The transcript has 4 exons.
AUGCCUGCCGUCCGCGGUUCCAAAGCCACCCGCGUCAACAAGUCCUUGAAAGUUAAAGUCGCGGAAUCUGAAGUCACUCGAGCCACCAAGUUCUCGAACGGGUGUUUCAAGUGCCCCUACUGCGACAAGGUUCCCGGUAAUGACUGGUUCCGUCAUGUCAAGACACAUUGCCCCAGCGACAUCCCGUGCGCAAUGCCAGGCUGCGACGCAGUAUUCCGGCAGAUGCCCAACAUGCGCGCCCACGUGAAGGCUGUGCACCGCCACGAGCGCAACAUGGUCUGCGACCACCCAGUCGUCGACGCCGCGGGGGUACAGACGACCUGCAACGUGGCCUACGCCUGGGAGAAGGGGCUCGAGAACCACCGCUUGCGCGUCCACAACUGGCAGCGCGGCGAUGCGAAGCACGCGACAUGGAAGAACGACGUCGACGCGCGCAGCCGCCGCGCGCGCCGCGCGACCGAGCACAUCGCGGACCACGAGCCCGAGAGCUGGGGCCCCAUCUACCCGCCCGCCGCGCCCUCGGCCGUGCUCGCCGCGAACGUCCUCGCGCACGGCGCCGCGUCCGAGAUCCGCGUCCAGCCGCACGGGCUCUGUGCCCUCAUCGACCUCCUCCCCGACACCCCUGGUGGCGAGCUCCCGCCACUCCCCCUCGAGAUCCGCCGCGCGGCCAGGCUCCCCCUGUUCGACCACUUCGCGUCGCCGUCCCCGCGCGGGGAAACACCCGCGCUCGGGUCAUCGCCGUGCUCUGCCACGGCCUCGCCUGAGCUGUGCACGCCCCCAGACACCGUCGCGCGUGUCGCGCUGAAGAAGGACGCGCUCGCGGCGCCCGCGCCCGCGCUGUCGCUGUCGCCACACGCCUGGACCUCCUCGUCGCCUAACUCCUCCCUGCCCGCGCUCUCGCCCUCGAUGCCGAUGUACUGGGCGUCGCCCGCGCCGGGCGCGCAGUACCUCUACGGGGACGAUGGCUACCAAGUCUCCCCCACGGCGUACGCGCAGGACUACACGCUGGGCUGGCAGGAGUCGUACCAGGAGUUCGAGCAGGGGAGCUCGAGCUCGAGCUCGCGCGCGCUGCCGAUGCACGCGAUGCGGCCGAAUGGGCUUGGCCUCCAGUUCCAGUGA